This is a messenger RNA of Papilio machaon (common yellow swallowtail), 1384 nucleotides long. RefSeq lists its product as uncharacterized. Lineage: Eukaryota; Metazoa; Arthropoda; Insecta; Lepidoptera; Papilionidae. The transcript has 6 exons. Bases 1 to 1173 code for a protein of 390 amino acids. The record is from RefSeq and is a predicted model, not a curated record.
AUGGGCGGCUUGGGAGGCGCGGCAGCACUGCUGGGCGUGGAGGUGUGCGCACCGCUGCUGCUGCUGUGCUGGCUUUGCUGCUGGCCGGACGACACUAACUCAGACACAAGCUCUGAGAAGCAUCCAAAGAGACCGGUCAUUACAACUGAGUCGGGGCGCCACUCGGGCGAGCUGCUCGGCCGCCGCUUUGGCAGCAGCGCCGUCUCCCUGCACAUCCCCCCCACACCGGGUUUCAAAAAGCAACCUCUGUCUGCCCACCGGAGCCACGAGGAGAUCCGAAGCCGGCGCAAGUCUCACCACGAAACGGGCGAUGACCCGGCGCGCCACCACUCCGCGCCCAGCGUCAUCGACGAGGUCCUGCACCGGCGCGACUGGGAGCGCUCCAACAGGGACCUUUACAUCCCGCUCAAACCAGAGGUCGAGGUCUUGACGCCCCACACCAGCCCCAACAUAGAUCAGAUUGCAGGUGUCGACAAGCAUGACCACACAAUUGACGAACAGGUUGUCACCAGACCUUGUAAGAAGCACUACACAAAUAUAAAGAGCUCUCGCAAUAAGAAACCUGAAACCGCUGUAACAUCAUACAAGGAACUGACCGCGGAAGACAUAAAAGACGAGGACGUGACGGAGCAAACCUCCAGCAUGUCAAACUUUUACAUCGGCGAUGCGUCCUGUAUGCUCAAUAAAGAGAACAUAGAAUUGAAAGUUUGGAAUGUAGAGGAGAAGAGGGUGAAAGCCAAAGACGUGAAACAGAGCGUGAACGAGUCCAUCAAAUACCGGGAGAGGCCGCGGAACAUCCUGUGUCCCCUGGCCGAGCUGCAGGUGUCAGGAGAGGAGAUGGAUCGCUCGGGGGCGGUACACCACUUCGACUCCAGGGCCAGCUACUGCGACACGCCAGAAUUGCCAUACUCGCCGCCCGCAGCAGAGCCAGUCCGCGUGUUGGAGGGCACGUGUCUGCGGGGCGGUGGCGGCGCGGGCUCGAGCUCGCGGUGUGUGGUGCGCGCGCGUCACGCCAGCGCAGGGGACGUACUCGCGCCGCUCAUGCGUCCACACUCCGCCGCACUCUCCGAGAGCGACUUGGACUACGAGCUGGAGGGAUGCGACGAGCCGCCGCCAGCCUACGACGAGCUGCAAGUGCUUGCCAUCGCACAGCGCAAGGAGACCGCGAUAUAAUGGUGCAUAAUGACACGCUGUUAUACGCGAAUGCCUCACUGUAAGGGUGGUCUGAAUCACCCCUUCAUAUAAAUAAUAUCAUCUCAGCUUUUUCAUAGAGUAUGAAUGGGAUGACAAUAUGUCUUCAUACAAGAGGAUUGAUGAUUAAACAGUACAUACAGCAAAAUUGAUGUAGAUACUUCUCAGUGUGUAGACAUCGAAGUAACAAGAG